This is a messenger RNA of Cercopithifilaria johnstoni, 309 nucleotides long. Lineage: Eukaryota; Metazoa; Nematoda; Chromadorea; Rhabditida; Onchocercidae. The record is from the annotation of a GenBank genome assembly.
AUGGAAGAUAAAUGUUUUCCAAAUGAUACAUCAAAUGUGCCAGAAUCUGACAUCGUUGCGGAAAAACCACUACCACGCCCACAAAACUCGGAUCACGGUACGCAUCAAAUAGCCCAACGAAUGGUCAAAAUAGUUUGUGACGCGAUAUUGCAUUAUGGCCGUUGCAUGGAAGAAAGUGGCGGACGUGUUGGGAUCAGGCUUGCGUGUUUCUUCACCCGGGUGCACAAACAUGAUUUGCCAGGACCUUUAGUUCAUUUUUCACCUGCUGGUGAAGCUUUCAAAUAUUCAAGCCAUUUUGGGAUUUACUGA